AUGAACGGAUAUUUACGUGUAUCUGGUCCAUCUCUACUGGCCAUUGCCAGCUUACUGCUGUUAUGCUGGCCCACCACUAUACUGGGCCGUGAAAAUGAUCCCUGUCACAUAUUCCCCAAUAAUACACAAAUACGUGAUCCGGACGAUUGCAGUCGUGGCCUUACCUGUAUCAAUUUCAAAUCGGUUGUCACCACACAAUGCAGCGGAACCAAGGCCUUCUUCGACAAGGAUAAGAAAGAGUGUGUCAAGCAAUUGUCGGAUCAUUCGUUGUGUGACAUUUCGUGCGUCAAUGCCACCGGUACCUUUGUGCCAGAUCCAAAAUCCUGUUACGGCUACUAUUAUUGUCAAGAUGAGAAUUGGGCACGCCACGGAACCUGUCCGGAGUCUUAUCAUUUUGAUAGUGCGACCAAAUCCUGUAUUUACUCUCAUGUCUCCAAUUGUACGGUGAAUACUUUGGAUUUCUGUGCCAUUGUCGCCGACAGCGUCAACUUCAACGAUCCCAGCAGCUGUGAGAAAUAUUUCACCUGUAAAAAGGGCAAGCUGAGCAGUGCCUCGUGUUCGAAGCAAUAUUUUGAUCCCGUCACCGGAGAGUGUGUACAAAAAUCUAAGGUUGCCUGUUCACAGCAUCCCAUACCGUCUAAGGUGUGCGAUAAAAAAUCAAAUGUUUACGUAUCGGAUCAGGCCACCUGUCGUGGUUAUUUCUAUUGUCGGGCGAUGGACAGUGGUUACGACACCAAUCCCACUUGGUCUCAGUGUCCCGAACAUUUAUUCUUUAGCGAAAAAGAUCAGGCCUGUGUUAAACCCUUGGAUGCCUAUUGCAGCGAAGAUCGUUGUGUGGGACGUAAUCUGACAUUCGUUACUAGUUCGACCAAGGGCUGUCGCCAUUAUUUGUUCUGUGCCAACGGUGUGUCACAGGGUGAAUUCACCUGUGGUAAUAAUUUCUUCGAUGAAGAAGCUCAGAUUUGCACCAAUCGUAUUAUACAAUAUCCAGCGUGUAGUUAA
Molecule: messenger RNA, 1002 nt
Organism: Musca vetustissima
Lineage: Eukaryota; Metazoa; Arthropoda; Insecta; Diptera; Muscidae
Product: peritrophin-44
Exons: 2
Coding region: 1-1002 (333 amino acids)
Cellular component (GO): extracellular region
Molecular function (GO): chitin binding
Source: RefSeq, a predicted model, not a curated record